This is a messenger RNA of Glossina fuscipes, 1607 nucleotides long. RefSeq lists its product as uncharacterized. NCBI's taxonomy places the organism in Eukaryota, Metazoa, Arthropoda, Insecta, Diptera, Glossinidae. The coding region runs from base 174 to 1607 and encodes 477 amino acids. The record is from RefSeq and is a predicted model, not a curated record. The transcript is spliced from 2 exons.
AUCGUUUACUCGUUGAGCAAACAAGGGAAACUACCAGACUUUUUUUUUGCGAAAACCUAUUUAGCAUAACCUAAGGAACUCCUCGACUAUUUUCGUAUAUUUAAAAGAAGCGUGUUGUUGUGUACAAAACUCUUGAUUAAUAAAGGCAAAAAUAAGAAACUUAUUUACUUGAAAUGCCGGCAACGCCAGUUACUACGUGCACUAUAUGUGCGGAAAAUUUCAAAGCAACGGACACUAUUUACAAUACUAGUUGCGGCCACGUAUUUCAUCAUGAUUGCCUUCAGAAUUGGCGAGGAAGAUCUAGCGAGUGUCCGAUAUGUCGUGUUCAGUAUGCGAAUAUGCAAAAAUUGUACCUGAACUUUGACGAGGAGGCAGCUGACGAAUCAGUAGUAAAUGAUCUGAAAGCGAAACUGGAAAGCUGCGAAACUAAAAUGGAAAAAAUAUAUGACGAAUCAAAUCAAAAGGAUCUUGAUUUUUUGCAAAUACAAGAGCAAUGCACUAUAGCUCAGGAAGAGAUUCGACGCUUAAAUGGCGAACUUUCCAAACUUAAAGAUAGUGAGACAAAUUUUCUGGCAUUACAGAAACAAUACACUGAGGCCCACGAAAGUAUUAAAGAUUUGGAGGAAAAGAACGAAUAUUUUUCAUUGCAGAUUGAAGGAAAAAACAGAGAAAUUCGACUAAGGAUGUUGGAAAUUUCUGCACUCAAAUGUACCGCGACAGGUAUGGAAACACCAGUAGAUGGAUCGGAUUCGAUAUUGAAACAAAAACUAAUUAUAAUGGAGCAAAAGCUAGGACACGUCACCGCAGAAUUGCAAAAGGAAAUAUCGAUUUCGGUUCAACUAUCUAUAGAUAAAAUGAAACUACAAAGUUUAGUCGAUCAGUAUGGUGCUACUAAAAUGGAACCAACGCCACUCCCCAACAAUAUUCAAAAAUCGAAUCAGGUGGAACAAGAAAAGACGAUGCCUACCAAAAAAGAAACAAUCGCCAAAGAUAUUACUCGUGUAACUAGUGUUGUGAUAAAACGUUUCCCUUCGCGUCACAUCCGCUAUCCUUUAGUCAAUAUAAUUAUAGCCUUUGCUGCCACAAUCGAUGUGGAAAUUUCUGCGCACGAUAUACAUGGCGUACGCCUACUGGAAAAACAAAAUAUAAAAUAUCGCUCAGCAAAUAUCGUCUCUUUAUUGGUACAAUUUAAAAGUUCACGAUUAAAAACCAAUUUUCUCAAUAACAGGUGUAAAGUGAAGAAUCAUCCCGAAUAUGGCUUGGUAAUAAUCCAUGAAUAUAGGGACGAUUAUACCAACACUUUAUUUCAUUAUGCAAAGACAAAAUUAAAAUAUUACGGGUUUUGCAACGUAGUUUGUGAAAAUGGCCAAGUAAUGGUUUCGAAAGGUAAGAAAGGUAACAAACGAAUCCAUAUAAAAAGUACGGCCCAAGUAGACGAUAUGAUCCCUAAGUAUACCGAAUGCGAUAAAGAGAACGUAAACGAGAACUUUCCGGAACGCUUGAGAGCUGCUAACAGCAAGUCGAACUUAUCUGCUGAAAAAGAAGAAACUUCAAAGGGCGAAAGCGAUCUAAAAUGUGAUGAAGACUUCUACGCAUUCUAUUAUUAA